Messenger RNA from Uloborus diversus, 937 nucleotides. RefSeq lists its product as uncharacterized. NCBI's taxonomy places the organism in Eukaryota, Metazoa, Arthropoda, Arachnida, Araneae, Uloboridae. Bases 115 to 750 code for a protein of 211 amino acids. The transcript has 5 exons. The record is from RefSeq and is a predicted model, not a curated record.
CAGAUAUUGACGUCGUUACAUUUUUAAUUUAUGACGAUAGGAAUACUCACAGAUUGACCUGAAAGUGGAAUCAUAUCCACAUUCGAUUGCUAGUACGUUGUAUAAGAAGACAAAAUGAAGCUUGCUUUUCUCGUCUUAGCCAUUGCUGCUGCCUAUGUAGUGGGUGAUGACGAUUUCGGUGAUGCCAAAUGCUUCCAAGAGAAGCUGACCCCCUGCUUCGGUGGUAUUUAUGCAUCCAUAAUUAUCAGGGAAUCCAAAGGAGAAAAAAUCGAACCAUGUUCGGUCAUUCCUCAGGCAGUCAAAUGCUUGAGUGAUUCUGCUACAGCCUGCCAAAUAAAGCAAAGUUUCGAAGACCUAAAGAACACAUACACAGAAGCGUGCACAAAGGGGACAGAUCUCUACAAUAAGUUGGAAGCAAAUGAGGAGUGCAUAUCAAAGCAGACAUCCGCCUUUUCUUCUUGCGUGAAAGUGAAGACGAUCAAAGACCCUACUCCGGAGCAGGUUGUUGAAAUGCAGAAGGAUGUAUGCAGGCAAUUGGAUUCCAUCCCACCAUGCGUGGGUAAAGAAAUAGAAAAAGCUUGCGGGAAGGAUGCCGCUGAAGUUGCUCAAAAACUCAUCACACCACUCUUCAAACUAGCUGAGCCUGUUUGCGCUGAAAUUUUAAAAGGAGCAGCAUCUUCCAUUUUCGUGUCCUCUUACAGCAUCUUUUUCGCCCUAGCAGUUGCUCUUUUCAUUUGGAUGAGGCAGUAGAGACGCUCCUGAGUUACGUCAUUCAAGGAAGAAUCAAGGACAGAAUUAGAAAUGUAUUUAGAUGUCCUAAAUGACUUUUUACGAUUUUCCUUUCAAAGGCCGAGUGCUUGAUGUGAAAUCGGAAUGUUCACCACGAUAGCAAUUUUAAACUCUCACAAUAAAAGUAAAUAAAUAAUUAAUCUGUCAA